AUGAUUUUCAUUGGAGCUCUUAAGGAAGAAAUCCAACAUAAUGUUCUAAUGUUUCACCCCACCACCCUCAUGAAAGAUUUUACUCUAGCAAGGUUGCAGGAACAAUCCUUACUUCAUCAACAAAAACCUUCAAAACCCACCACAAAUUUUUUUUCCAAUUCUUUUUCUAUGGGAAAACCAACCUACCAGUCUAGUUUGUCACCCCACCCACCAGCCUUUCCACCAACAAAUCCUAAACCACCACCAGCACCACUUCUUCCUAAGUCAAACCCUACCCACCCUCCCAUUAAAAGAUUCACUUCUGAGCAAAUCAAACUCAGAAAGGCACAAGGAUUGUGCUACAAUUGUGAUGAGGUGUAUAGACAAGGUUAUGUUUGCAAAACACAACAACUAUUUUGGAUAGUUGCAGAAGAGGAGAGUGCUGAUACCAUUACUGAAGAGGACAUACCACAUGAAGAAGAGAAUGAUUCUCCAAUUGACAUUUACAUGGAAAUUUCUCUUCAUGAUUUAACUGGUACUAGUAUAGGGGACACUACUAGAGUUCUUGGUCUUCUGCAGAAACAUAAUAUCUAUAUUCUUAUUGAUACUGGCAGUACCAACAUUUUUAUAGAUUCAGCUUUAGCUGAGAAACUACACUGCAUUAUUACUCCUACUACUCAGUUGGCUGUCACUGUGGAAGAUGGUGCCAAAACUUUCAGUUCAGGCAUCUGCAAGGCAUUACAAUGGACAAUGCAAGAUCAUACAUUCUCUGGUGAUCUUAGGCUGCUUCCCUUAGGUGGCUGUGAUAUAGUGCUGGGUGCUGACUGUAUAAGACAGUUUGGUAAUGUACACUUUAACUUCAAAACCUUGAGUGUUUCUUUCCUGCAUCAGGGUGUACAUAUUACUCUCACUGAAACACCCACCCCUACAUCACAUCCUCCAAAAUUUUCUUCUUUAUUGCAAGAUUUUCAAGAUGUUUUUGUAGAACCUACAUCUUUACCACCUCACAGAAAUCUUGAUCACACUAUUCCUCUAAAGCCCAAUUCCGCACCAGUCAAUCAAAGACCUUACAAGUGCCCUUAUGUCCAUAAUAGUGUCAUUGAAGAUUUGAUUCAAGAUAUGUUACAUCAAUGCAUCAUACAACCAAGCCAUAGUCCAUUUGCCUCUCCAAUUUUAUUGGUCAAGAAGAAGGAUAAUAGCCGGAGGUUUUGUGUUGACUAUAGGAGGUUAAAUGAUCUCACCAUUAAGGAUAAAUUUCCAAUUCCUAUAACUGAUGAGCUUUUGGAUGAGUUACAUGGUUCUGCAGUUUUCGCCAACAUUGAUCUCAGAUCAGGGUAUCACCAAAUCAGAUUGUUCCCACCUGACAUACCCAAAACAGCAUUCAGAUCUCAUCAAGGUCACUAUGAGUUCCUUGUCAUUCCUUUUGGCCUCACCGAUGCUCCUGCCAUAUUUCAGGCACUCAUAAAUGACAUCUUCAAACCUUUCUUGAGAAAAAUUGUUUUGGUUUUCUUUGAUGAUAUCCUUGUUUAUAGUCCAGAUAUGGAAUCAAUUUACUUCACCUCCAACAAGUACUCUCUGUUUUGA
Messenger RNA from Papaver somniferum (opium poppy), 1563 nucleotides. RefSeq lists its product as uncharacterized. The record is from RefSeq and is a predicted model, not a curated record. The coding region runs from base 1 to 1563 and encodes 520 amino acids. Lineage: Eukaryota; Viridiplantae; Streptophyta; Magnoliopsida; Ranunculales; Papaveraceae. The transcript has 2 exons.